UUGUCCCGAAAAAGCAGCAAAAAACUUCUCCGUUAAAGGCUGGGUGGGGUUUGUUCUUGCAUAACUUCUUUCUUAAGUUAAAUCUAAACAGUUACAGAUCUCAGUGGAGUGAAGAUACGUUGUAUGAAGAUACACUGAGUGAUCUUUCAUAUUCACUUUUAGACUGAAAAUCUAAACAGACAGAACAUGCUUCAAAGUUUGUUUGGACUUUUUUAUCUAUCUGCGCUUUCUCAGUUCGUGACUCUCACAGGUACACAAGCUGAAUGUCCUAUAAAGCUCAAGCCACAGAGUGUUGUUGUGGAGUACGGCAGCUCUGUUUCAGUGGAUUGUAGCACUGAUGUCACACAUGAUGGGAUUGGCUGGGAAGCCGCUGUAGGAUCAGUACCCUUGACCAGAGACAAACUGGUCACCUGGAGAGUGUCUAACCUGAGAAAAUGGGACAUUCGGCCAGUGUGCAAUAUAAACUACAACAAGGAACAAUGUUCAACUUUACUCCCUGUCACCAUUUACAAGAUUCCAGAUAAUGUCUCCAUCAACACACUGAAUCGACCAAUGACUGAGGGAUCACGGUAUGAGUUCCAGUGUGAUAUUGUGAAUGUGGCUCCUGUUAAGAGUCUCAUUGUGAAAUGGUUUAGAGGAGAGACAGAGGUGUAUAGUGAGACCUUCAAUGACACCAUCAAGACUCCAGUGAAUCAAACAUCUACAAUCGGAUUCAUUGUAGACAGAGAUGAUGAUGGAGCUCAGUACAGAUGUGAAGCAGAACUGGAACUGGGAGCAGAUGGACCUCAACCUCCGCUUAAAGUGACAUCAAAACCUUUUCAGAUUACAGUAUUGUAUUCACCAAAACGCAUUAAAGUAGUGGACAUCAUCAAGAAAACCAAUGGAGAGGUCACUCUGAACUGUACAGAACCAGCAAAUCCCCCUGCUACUUAUUCCUGGUCCUCAGAGCAUUUGACAGGGCCAAUAAAUUCAUCAGUGCUCUCAACCUCUACUCUAGGAAACUACAUGUGCACUGCUACAAACCCUUUAAGCACUCUCACCAGAAUGUUUAUUGUCAUGAAUUUUGCAGGAAGUCUCCACGCGUUCAUGGGUUAUCUUAUUUUCAUACCGCUGCUGGUUGCUUUAGGGAUUGUCAUGUGAGGAAAAUACAAAGUAAUGGUCCUGAAAGUUUUUAAAUAAAUGAUAAAAAAGAA
Paramisgurnus dabryanus is the source of this 1193-nucleotide messenger RNA. RefSeq names its product intercellular adhesion molecule 2-like. Gene Ontology annotation, cellular component: membrane. Gene Ontology annotation, molecular function: integrin binding. Gene Ontology annotation, biological process: cell-cell adhesion. The record is from RefSeq and is a predicted model, not a curated record. Lineage: Eukaryota; Metazoa; Chordata; Actinopteri; Cypriniformes; Cobitidae.